Raphanus sativus (radish) is the source of this 369-nucleotide messenger RNA. RefSeq names its product putative F-box/FBD/LRR-repeat protein At1g22000. The record is from RefSeq and is a predicted model, not a curated record. The transcript has 2 exons. Lineage: Eukaryota; Viridiplantae; Streptophyta; Magnoliopsida; Brassicales; Brassicaceae. Bases 1 to 369 code for a protein of 122 amino acids.
AUGUUGCUUCAAAAUUCUCCUAAUCUAAAAGUUCUUCUCAUCGACAAGACAUUCCUUCAACUUGCGGAGGAGUUGCCACUUUCAUGGAACCAACCAAGUUCUGUUCCCGGAUGUUUGUCAACCCAUCUCGAGAUAUUUGAGUGGAGAGAAUAUGAAGGAAGAAACGAAGAGAGAGAAUUCAUAAACUACAUCUUUGCGAACUCAGAGUGUUUAAAGAGAGCUGGAUUCUCUUUGAAAUCAACCAGCAACCAUAAAGAUAGAAAGAAGAUGAAAGAUUUGGAGUCUAUGUAUAGGGUUUCAGCAUCAUCCCAGCUUCUCUUCUCCACUCAUGUAGAAUAUAUGAGUGUUUCAGAUGAACUGAGGGCCUGA